AUAAUAAAUAAAGCCACUUUAUAAGGCCUAGAAUAUUCCUGCAUAACAUUAAACUACAGUAGGUGCAUUCACAUGUCAAGCUAAAAGGAAAGCAAAUGCACAGCAUAAAGAUGUGUGAAUGAAGACCAAUGCUGACCUUUUUCACAAGGGGGAGACAGCAAAGCUCUAAAUUCUCUUGAGUUCAUAGAGAGACAUGAAUCUGACCGCAAUCUUUCUGGUUAAUGGAGGGGGACUUUCUACCUUCCCCUAAAGACAGCUCUGGUCUUAUCUUAAAAUUGUGCAUCCUCCUUUCCUUCCCUCUUUUUGACAGCAGAAUAGAACACACCUUGUCGACCCACAUUCUACUAAGCUUCUUUAUUACCACAGAGAUAGGAGGAAAAAAAUGCAAUGAGGAUGGUGGGUGUGCGUUGCAAACCACGCCAAAGCUAUAACGAGGUUUUCAGCAUGCUUUGUGACCCCAGCGAGUUAUGAUUUAUUCACUAAACCCUAUUUAAUAAACAGAGUGCCCUAUGAACUAGAUCAGUGUAAAAAUAAAAGGGAGCACCUCUUUUUUUUUUUUAAGAGCCAGAUAAAAACCCAACUGUGAUUUUUUUUUCUUUUCCUGCGUUUCAUCUGGCCUUGCUCCUUGAAGGCGCACCAAACCUUCUUGGGCAAUAAGGGUGGAGGCGAGCAGGGCAGAAGCAGGGAAGCCUUUCUAGAGAAUUGCCAGCUUUACCCAACCCUGCUACCUUUCUGAAUGUAUCUGACUAAAAUUCCCAUUGCUAAUUUGUUCCCUGUCCUAAUUUGGGAUGGUAGGAGUUGCAAAUCCUACUAGCCGAAAUCCAAGGCACCCCCACCCCCCUUCCUCCGCUUUUCACUGGGGCGAGGGCGAGGCAAGAAGACGCGUCACAUUUUCAUUUGUGAUUGUGAAGCGUCCGAGGCAUUCAGGCUUUGAGCGCUGCUAGGGGUGGGGAACUGCUGGCGGCUGAGCGAAAUCCCAUCUUCGCGGCGUGGGUACAAUUUGUCCAAGCAUGACAGGAAAGCCAAGGAAUAACUCCCUUCUCCUCCCUCCACCCCCCCACGAAGGAGAUCCUUCCUCCGGGUUAAGUCCCCGAGAAGUGGCGUGAGUUACCCCCACCACUCUCCGCGGAUACUUAAUUCAGCAGUGGCCCUCGCCGAUUUCCAUUCCCCCAGACGGGUCUCUAGGCAAAGCAGCCUCGUCAAUCUGGCGGGGGAAAGGAAGCGAGCUGGAGGAGAAGGCGGGAGCCGCGGGGCGCGAGCCAUGGCUGAGGGGCAGCAGGUGGGCCCCGCCGCCGACGCCUGGGAAAUCGACGUGGAGAGCCUGGAAGAGCCCGAGCGGCCGCCGCAGCCGCCGCCUCAUGCGCCACGCGCGCCUUCGCUACAGGCCGCCAGAGACGACGACGACGAGGAAGACGACAACCAGGGAGACGAUGACGACGAGGAGGGCGAAGAAGACGAAGACGAAGCCGGGGCAGCGGGCGACCUUCUCCGGUUGCCUGGGUUGCCUCAGCCGCAGCUUCUCUCGCCGUCGCCGGCGGCGGAGGAAGGAGGCGUAGGCGGCGGGGAGCAGCCAGCCCGCAAGCUUAGCCGCACGCCCAAGUGCGCGCGCUGCCGCAACCAUGGCGUGGUGUCCUGCCUGAAAGGCCACAAGCGCUUCUGCCGCUGGCGGGACUGCCAGUGUGCCAACUGCCUGCUGGUGGUGGAGCGGCAGCGCGUCAUGGCCGCCCAGGUGGCGCUUCGCAGGCAGCAGGCCACCGAGGAUAAGAAGGGACAUACAGGGAAACAGGCUAAUUUUGAGCGCAGAACAGUGUACCAGAGACAUGUUCGGACGCCUAGUUUGCUGGCUAAAAGCAUUUUAGAAGUACUCCUUGGAUUUUAUCUUUACCUCUGUGUACGUAGAGAGAAUAGAAAUGCACCAGUUGUAGGUUAUCGUCCCAUUCCAGCAGAACCUUACCUUGGAGGGAAUUCGUCCUUGCCACCUCCUGUUAGCGACAGAAUGAGAAAAAGACGGGCUUUUGCUGACAAAGAACUUGAGAACAUAAUGCUUGAACGGGAAUAUAAGGAACGAGAAAUGAUGGAAGCCACCCAGGCUGCUGCUUUCUUCCUGCCAAACCGCAUGGUGCAUGGUCCCGAGUACAAUUCUUAUAAAAGUUUUAACCCUCAUCAAUUUGAAACUUCCAGUAAGGAGUUUUGUGGUUUUCUGCCUACCUGCUUAGAUCUGACUAUGCAGUAUUCAGGCUCAGGGAACAUGGAACUGAUCUCAUCAAAUUUGAGUGUGGCCACCACCUACAGGCAAUAUCCUUUACCCUCCAGAUUCUUGGUGUGGCCAAAAUGUGGCCCUCUCAAUGAUGCCCUUCUCUAUCAACAAUGCCUUCUAAAUGCUACCACAGUCCAGUCUGUCAAACCUGGAGUAGUUUGGGACAAUAAAGCUUCACAUGGCCAGGAUUUUCCCACCUCUGAACAUGACAUCACAUUGUCAAAAAAUGAGAACACGUUGCACCAUCCUCAUGUUCGGGAACUUGAGACACCGCAAAACAAACUCCAAAACAUCUCUCGGGAGGCUCAUGAGAGAUCAGCAUUUUCAUCUCCUAAGAGGACCUUUUCACAGAUCUCUGGCAAGGAUCCUACAGUUCAUCAGGACCCGUCUCUCAACAAGAUCAGCAAAGAAAGCAACAAGCAGCAUCUGCUACUGCCACCCUCAUCCAAAUAUAGCCCAUUCCAUUCAUUAUUCCAGCAGACGCUUCAUAGCAAAUCAGGAUCAGAGUUAAAAACCAGUUUUGAUGAGGCAUCCAAGAAAUAUAGAGAGUGUACCUUCAGAGAAAACCAAAAGUACAAAUUCAGCAUUGACAGAUAUGCAAAAGACUUUCUAGAGACUAAACAAGUUGUAACGAAAUUAUCAGCAAAUGAACCAUUACCAUUUUCUGUUGAAUCAAUUCUUAAGCGACCGUCUUCAAUGGUCACCAAUGUUUCUCAGUAGGCUGACAAUGUGAUCUUCCAAACAAAUCUAUUGGCACUUAGAAUUGAACUUAACCAUAUGUGCCAAGAAGUAAGUCCCUUUGAAUUCAUUAGAGAGUUCCUCUGCUAGGCACUUCGUCCACCAUACACUUGAAAGACGUUCUUCAGAUUUUGUUGAAAUUGAUUUCCAAUAAACAGGUUUUGAACUACAACACA
This is a messenger RNA of Pantherophis guttatus, 3171 nucleotides long. Lineage: Eukaryota; Metazoa; Chordata; Lepidosauria; Squamata; Colubridae. The record is from RefSeq and is a predicted model, not a curated record.